AUGGUGAGAACCGAAUGUGUGUUUUUCUGGAGGUCUGAAAAAGUCGGUCCAGCAUCUGACACGGGUUAUCUUAUUGACGCAGAUAUGAUUGACAUAAUAUGGGGUCUCUUUGGAACAGCAGUGGGUUUGUUAUAUGCAGGGAUGCAGGGUAUGGUGCCGUGUCUUCCUCCAGCACCUCUCUCCACCUCUGUCAUAAACACUGAUCAGUAUAUGGGUUCUUGGAAUUUUGUGGCAGCCACUGCGUGGGAUGAAGAUGGUAUAAAGUCCUUCAAGGACACUGACAGCUCUGUUCUUGACAUUCAGAAAGGUGCAAACUUCACCCUGAUAGUGACUGAACGUUGGCGCAGUGGAGAGGAGUGUCAGUCCAAAACCUGGAACUACUGGGCUCAUUCUAUGACAGAUCCAUUACUGUUUAGAGAAGAUUUCGAUGCCAUUGCGAUGAUCUGGGAUGGCAAGUGGGUAAACUGCCCCUCAUGUAUCGUUACAUUGAUGAUAGAUGACGACGACGAAGUCAGCGCUAUGUUAUUUUCUCGUGAUGAAAAGACACCAGAUAACGUGAUAGACGAAUUUAAGUCAAAAACGGAAUGUCUUCUCAUGGAAGAUUUUAUGAAGGCGCCCCUGACAAAAGGUUAUUGUAAACAAUAAAACUGCUCAAAACAAAGAGGUCACCAGCAGCCGCACAAAUCUUCACAGUCCUGGAUGUGACUUUUGCACUGCAGCGCUGUUACGGGUUCAAUAAAGAGUGUGUUAAAACCAAA
This is a messenger RNA of Triplophysa rosa, 758 nucleotides long. It is a transcript of the gene apom, whose product is annotated as apolipoprotein M. The record is from RefSeq and is a predicted model, not a curated record. Bases 1 to 645 code for a protein of 214 amino acids. The transcript has 8 exons. NCBI's taxonomy places the organism in Eukaryota, Metazoa, Chordata, Actinopteri, Cypriniformes, Nemacheilidae.